Molecule: messenger RNA, 522 nt
Organism: Dicrocoelium dendriticum
Lineage: Eukaryota; Metazoa; Platyhelminthes; Trematoda; Plagiorchiida; Dicrocoeliidae
Source: the annotation of a GenBank genome assembly
AUGGUGCUCGAAGCGUGUCUGGUUUGGCACGUUCAAGAGCCUAGUAGACUGCUCGUCGGACAAUCUCCAGCGUGCCUGGAUCUUAUAUUAACCAAAUCCGAACAACCUGUGAGUCUCAUCACGCUUCACGAGCCAAUUGGAAAGAGCGAUAAUUUGAUCGUCUUAGCCAGACUGAAUCUACUGCACUCACGCGACCUUGAUCGGACGCCGCGUCGUAACAUUUGGAAGGCUGAUUUGGCCAGUAUGCGCCGAGAGGCCGAAUCGUCUGAUUGGUUCCUUCUGGGAGGUGACUUAGUCGAGUCAUCCUGGUCAAGUCUCAGGGACAAACUUAAAUCGCUAUGCGAGAAGUUCAGUCCGCUCAGAUACAACACCAGAAAACCUACGUUACCACCAUGGGACGAUCAAAAUUUUCGUCAGUUAGCUAGGCGUCGUAAGAAGUUGUGGCUGAAAUAUCGGAAUACCACGGAUGCACGUGCCUACGUGGCCUACAAAAACCAACAUAACCUAUGUAAAUCUUCCUAG